Thamnophis elegans (Western terrestrial garter snake) is the source of this 6339-nucleotide messenger RNA. It is a transcript of the gene DGKZ, whose product is annotated as diacylglycerol kinase zeta. Gene Ontology annotation, molecular function: protein binding; ATP-dependent diacylglycerol kinase activity. Gene Ontology annotation, cellular component: nucleus. Gene Ontology annotation, biological process: lipid phosphorylation; regulation of synaptic transmission, glutamatergic; intracellular signal transduction. NCBI's taxonomy places the organism in Eukaryota, Metazoa, Chordata, Lepidosauria, Squamata, Natricidae. The record is from RefSeq and is a predicted model, not a curated record.
UACCAUACUUGUGGAACGCCGGCGCAGAUCCAGUGUUCAGCUGCAAGAGAUGUCUUGCUUGGGCUCCUCACGCAAGCGUAGGUUGUGUUCCCGGAGACGAUCUAGUACCACCACCCCUUGCAUGAGCCCUAGAUUCUCUGUCCAGAAGAAGCGUGGGGGCCAUGUGCACACCAUAGAUACUCAUCUCAUAGGGCCCUCUUUGCUGCUAGCCAGUCUCAUCCAAGUGUACAAAGAAGAAGAAAGGAGACAGUCACAUUGUACUGAAAGCUCCAGCUCAGGGUCCCCUAAAGAUGGGAUGGUGGACAGUGACUGGAGUGAGGAAGCACUCUCCUCAGGAUCUGAAGGAGCAGAGUUUGAAAAGAAGGAACUGCAGACUGAGUGCUCACUAUAUCCCAUUCCCCCAAUCCAACACGUUCCCGAUUUAAGACCUUUCCUACGAGACCCUUAUUACCUGCGCCGCAGAUCCUCCCACCUCCUUCCUGCAGAAUUUGUGCACAGCAGAGCAGCCUACGGGCUUCAAGGCCGCUACAGAUACUUCAACCAGCGGCGAUGUUCAGGUGAAACACCCAAGCCAAGUGCUUUGCUUCAGCCAUGCAGUUUUGAAAGGGCUGCCAGGAGGUGGAAGGUGCCUGUCGGAACCUGUUGGCUGCCAUUGAGUACCCAUAAAUGCUUGGGAGUGGAUCCUGCCCUCAGCAGCUGUGGCAGUGACUCCUCUGAAGGCUACAAUGCCCUUUUGACAAAAGCCAUUGCCAAGUCGGGACUCCAGCACAUGGUAGCCCAGCCAACCCCCACAUUCGCCUUAAGAAGUGACUCAGAGAGGGAGAUUCGUAACUCUGUUGAUUGGAGUGAAACUGCAGUUUAUGGGGAGCACAUCUGGUUUGAAACCAAUGUCUCUGGGGACUUCUGCUAUGUGGGGGAACAAAACUGUGUGUCAAAAAUUCUGCAAAAACCUAUGUCCAAGCGCAAAUGUGCAGCCUGCAAAAUUGUAGUCCACACACCCUGCAUAGAACAAUUAGAAAAAAUUAAUUUCCGAUGCAAGCCUUCCUUUCGAGAAUCUGGAUCAAGGAAUAUCCGGGAGCCUACUGUGGUGCGGCAUCAUUGGGUACACCGGAGACGCCAGGAAGGGAAAUGUCGACAAUGCGGAAAGGGUUUCCAGCAGAAAUUUGCUUUCCACAGCAAGGAAAUUGUAGCCAUCAGCUGUUCCUGGUGUAAGCAGGCAUAUCACAGUAAAGUUUCGUGCUUCUUGCUGCAGCACAUUGAAGAGCCCUGUUCAUUGGGGGCACAUGCUGCUGUUGUCAUCCCUCCCACCUGGAUUUUACGUGUCCGUCAUCCCCAAAACCCUCUGAAGUCAAGUAAGAAGAAAAAAAGGACUUCCUUCAAACGGAAAUCCAGCAAGAAGGGACCUGAGGAAGGAAGAUGGAAACCCUUUGUUAUCAAGCCCAUUCCAGCACCUCUCAUGAAGCCGCUGCUUGUGUUUGUGAACCCCAAGAGUGGUGGGAAUCAGGGAACAAAGAUAUUCCAAUCUUUUAUGUGGUAUCUCAACCCUCGGCAAGUCUUUGACCUCAGCCAGGGAGGCCCCAAAGAAGCGUUGGAGUUAUAUCGUAAAGUGCACAACUUGCGGAUUCUGGCAUGUGGAGGAGAUGGUACAGUGGGAUGGAUCCUGUCAAUUUUGGACCAGUUACGCCUGAACCCUCCACCUCCUGUGGCCAUUCUUCCUUUGGGGACAGGAAAUGACCUAGCAAGAACACUGAACUGGGGCGGGGGAUAUACUGAUGAACCAUUGUCAAAAAUCCUGUCUCAUGUAGAAGAGGGGGAAAUUGUGCAACUUGAUCGCUGGAAUCUACAGGUAGACCCCAAACCUGAGGGAAAUCCAGAAGAGAAGGAUGAAACAGCCACAGAUAAGCUCCCUCUUGAUGUCUUCAACAAUUACUUCAGCCUUGGUUUUGAUGCUCGAGUAACACUGGAAUUCCACGAAUCUCGAGAGGCCAACCCAGAGAAAUUUAACAGUCGAUUUCGGAAUAAAAUGUUCUAUGCUGGGACAGCAUUCUCUGAUUUUCUCAUGGGGAGCUCUAAAGACUUAGCAAAACACAUCAAAGUGGUGUGUGAUGGAACAGAUCUGACUCCCAAGAUCCAUGAUCUUAAGCCUCAAUGCCUCGUCUUCCUAAACAUUCCAAGGUACUGUGCAGGCACUAUGCCUUGGGGCAACCCUGGAGAGCAUCAUGACUUUGAACCCCAGCGCCAUGAUGACGGCUGCCUUGAAGUCAUUGCCUUCACCAUGACCUCCCUGGCAGCACUGCAAGUGGGCGGCCAUGGAGAGCGGCUGCACCAGUGCCGGGAGGUGGUACUUACCACAUCCAAAGCCAUCCCCAUGCAGGUGGACGGGGAACCUUGUAAGCUGGGAGCUUCCUGCAUACGCAUUUCACUGCGCAACCAAGCAAACAUGGUGCAGAAAACCAAGAGGAGAAACUCCAUGCCUCUAUUGAAUGAUCAACAACCAGUUCCAGAACGGUUAAGAAUCCGUGUAAGCCGAAUUGGCAUGCAUGACUAUGAGGCACUUAAUUAUGACAAGGAGAAACUCAAAGAAGCUUCCGUGCCUUUAGGAAUUAUUGUGGUUCCAGGAGACAGUGACUUGGAAUUCUGCCGGACCCACAUUGAAAGGCUUCAAGAGGAGGGAGAUGGAGCCAAACCAAAGAUAUUGUCAUGCCAGAAGCUCUCCCCCAAAUGGUGCUUCCUAGACUCAACCACAGCAGAUCGUUUUUAUAGAAUAGACCGUGCCCAGGAACAUCUUAAUUAUGUAACAGAAAUCUCCCAGGAUGAGUUGUUUGUGUUAGACCCAGAACUGGUGCGCACUCAAACAGUGGGCACAUCUGCCAUGCCUGAUCUUGUUGAUGUUCCCUCAACACCUACAAAGCAACACCUUCCUCUCCCAAUUUCACCACAAUCUACACCAGUCUCCAGCUCAGCAGUGGACAGCAGCCAGACCCUUAAAGAUGAUGCUUUGAUAGAUGCUGCCAAGAAUAAUGAUUUCUCCAAGUUCAAAGAAUUGCACCGGGCUGGCAAAGACUUGAUGAUGCGUGAUCCCACAGGUCAAACUGUCCUUCACCAUGCUGAAUCAGGGAGCAAGGAGAUUGUGAAAUAUAUAAUUGAAAACGCUCCUGCAGAGAUUUUGGAUGUGGCAGAAGAAGAAAAUGGCGAGACGAGUUUGCAUCAGGCUGCAGCCCUUCGUCAGCGGACCAUCUGCCAUUACAUUGUGGAGGCUGGCGCUUCACUGAUGAAAACAGAUGUGCAGGGAGACACACCCAAGCACAGAGCUGAGAAGGCAAACGAUCCCGACCUUGCUGCCUACCUCGAAAAUCGACAGCACUAUCAAAUGAUCCAGCGGGAGGAUCAGGAAACAGCCGUGUAGCACUCAGCGUGCCUUCAUCGUUUCCUGGGAGGGCAGAGAAGCCGAGUAGCGCGGGAACCUGGCUAGCCUUUUCUUUGAAUGUCCAUCACACAGAGGAUCCAGAGUUUUCUGUUUGGGCUUGGCCACGUGCUGUUAUUUAUUCAUGUAGUGGGUAUUGAACAAUGCUGACUGCCACAUCCCUCACCGCCAUCACAUUCCAUGGAUGGAUACCUCUGCCUGAUACUUCAUUCCUAUCUGCUUCCAAGUUUUCUUGACCCUCGUUGCUGCUCUCAAAGCAGGAAAAACUACUCCCUUCUAGCUAUUGGUGGAGCUCCGUUUCAGAUACUUGCCCCACCCCCACGCCACCCUUGUGCAACCUUGUGAUAUCUCCGUAAAGGCAGCAUCUGCAACCCCCUUUUAGAUCCACUGAAGCUUCAUCCCACCGAUUCUGCUGAUUUCCCAGCAGGGGGUAUUGUCCUUCUCAAUAGUUUCAAACCGUAGCAAUGCGUAUAUUCUAUACUGGAAAUUUGCUAGCACAAUUUUUGAGAAGGCAUACAGAAGACACGCGUGUUUAUUUGCUAUAGCCCUUUCUUGUUAUUCAGGCACUGUAGUAUUCAAUUACUUGUGUAAACUCUGGGUGACAGUCACAUAGACAAGCAAUCCAAGUUUCCAAAGCAAGCUAUGGGCUUGGUUUGCAUCCUCUCAGCACAAUAUAUCCCUCUUCCUCCAUUUCUUUUAUUCCCUUUACGAUGUUGUCCCUGUAUUGCAAGCCCCAUGCUAUAAAGGGUGUUUAUAUAUCUUGCAAAAACAGGGAACACCAGGUCAAAUCCCACUCCUUUCAAUUUAAGCUGCUGCAAGCUGAGUUUUGAGACUGCCGCACUAAAUGUUUUGAGCAAAGUGCCUCCUCUCCAGGUUUCUUCCCCCUCCCCCCUUUUCUCUCUCUUUCCGGUCUUAUAUAUUACCUCCUCCUGCUUUUUACAUUCGCUGAUUUAGGAAAUAGCAGCCAGUUGUAAGCAUAUUCAAAAUAUGUUUGGAAAGGUUGAAGUUUGCUGAAAAGGGGAUAAAAAUCUCAAGUCGAAAAGGCCAUUGGUACUUGCCAUACCUAAGGACAAAGCAUUAUCAGUACAGAAAUUACCUUUUCAUUUUCAGGAGAUAGGAGUAACUAUAAAACGCAUCAGUAUAAAGGGAACUAUUCCUAUCAGCUAGCGUUAAUGGCACAUUUUAUCCAGGGGCUUGUAGUGACGGUAGUAGUAAUAAAUGGAAAAGUUCCUGUACAGCCAUCUGGCCCCUGGAUUUGGUUCCUAGACUCAUGCAUAGGCACAGGAUACCCACAUCAAUUUAUAAUAUUUUGGUGCACAGACUUAACAAUGUGCAAGUCCUAUGAGCACAAUUAUAGGCAGAUCCUAAUUAUAAACCUGAGAUGUUUUGUUUACCCAAGUCUUCCAUCACUACCUGUCCCUUUUUUUUGGGGGGGGGGGUUCUAAAGCAAAGCAACCCAACACUUAAAACUUCCCAACACUUAAUGUUCAGAGAAUGUGAUAUAAACAUGCUGUUCUACCUGAACAGUUCAGAUUAAAUAAUUUGAUUGUUCUACUUGGUCAAGAAGAGUGAACUGAAACUGGACCAAAGGGGGUUUGGGGCAAGAAUUCUUAAAUCUCAUUGAAACUAUGGAUUCUGUUCUGAAAUUGUUGAAAAAUAGGUGGCUUUCUGAGGACACUGGAUCACAAAUGUAAGGACCCAUAGAAAAAAGUUUUGUGCACAAAAUAUAUUUAAAUCGAGGCAUCUUAAAAGAGCAGGAGAAACAAGCUGCCGGUGAAAUUGGCAUGCAAAACUUACCAGGGAUCAUCUUCCAUUGAUGCAAGAGUUUGACUUUAGAAGAGAAGAGGCUUUGAAGUCAUGAUUCUCCCUAAUUUGAGGAGGCUCAAUGAAAUUAGAGUCAAGAAUUUCAUACCUUUCACUCAGAUGUGUAAGAAUACCCUGUAUCUGACUGGAAGCUUAUCCUCCUUCAAGGCUGGGUUUGCCUGCCUUCUGUAUCUAAUGCUUUUAAGAUUGAGAUGCUAAAUAUCUCUGAUAGCGCCUGAGGCUUGAAAAGAUAGCCAAGUGUCCAUUUGAACCCAUUCUAGGAGCUGGCUUUUUCCAUCUGGUAAACGUGGUGCUAAGCAAAGGAUAAUACCCCAAAGCAGACUGCACUCUGACCACAGGUCCCAGGCAAAAUGCAAAUUGUUCUAAAUCAGAAACACAUGUCAUCUCUUUGACAUCACCCCUCCUUUCCUCUCCAGAGAUGUGGUAGAACAGCCAAAACAUUUGGGCAUCCGAGGAUGGUGCUGACUCACAGCUGCACCCUAUCAAGCCUAACUGGUUGCUUCAGCUAGGCCUUUGGCCUUGUACAGCCCACUGCCGUGCCAAUAAUGGCGACUUCUCAUCCUGCAUGACAUGGCUAUAUUGUAGGUCAACUGAAGAGAAUGCAUCAUUGCUUUGCUCUAAACUAGGAGGACUCAUGCUCUGGAUUUUUAAAAUUGUAAACAUUCCUCUAUAUACAAGCUGGCUCCCUAAAUGUGUUUUAUAGCCCCAUAGGUCUGCUAUCUUCUCUUCCUCCCUUUUCUAUGUCUUCUUAAACUUUGUACAGGUAGUUCAAAAGCACACUGUUUCCUCAUCUCUAAAUGUUUGUUUGUGCAUGUGUGUGUGUCCUAAGCUGAGUUGCUGUGCAAUUCAAACCUUGGCUUGUUCUACUCCAAGGGGGAAGGAGUGUGUUUGAGAGUGUUUUUUCCCCCUGUGCAAUACCUGAUUCUGAUUUCCUAGAUUUGGACUAGUAGGACACCUUUUGGUUUGAUUGUUUUGGUUUGGUUUUAUUUUUUUAAUGUAACUACAUUGGAAGCUUGUGCUUCUGACUUACUCUUUGACAGUUUUAAUGUUUUGUUGAGUUUUGCCAAUAAAAUAGAAGGAUGAACAUUUUA